Molecule: messenger RNA, 625 nt
Organism: Moneuplotes crassus
Lineage: Eukaryota; Ciliophora; Spirotrichea; Euplotida; Euplotidae
Source: the annotation of a GenBank genome assembly
AUUUGGAAAUAAAAUUGAGAUGGAAGCAACCAACCCCGAACUGUUUAAUAAAUGGAAGACUCAGGCUAAGUACUCUGGUGAGUUCUUGCUCACGCAGACUCAGAAGGUUGAGGAACAGAAGUUAGAAGACUCUGCUCAGAAAUUCUAUGCUUGUACUCCUCUUGAUGAUAAAAUUAAGGGCGAGCAAAGACAGAAAGCUAUAGAUAAUAGCUCUGUGUUUAAGCUCAAGAACCAAUUCUUGAUGGAGAAAAACCAAUGAGAGCAGCCAAAGCACCACUUUGAUGAUAACCUAGAUUUUAUGACUACAAAUACUUUUUAUAAUGGGCUUACUAAGAAUUCAAACCACAAGCCAGUUGAAAUCUCUCCAGCAACAGAAGAAAUUGAUCCAGAAUUGUAUGAAGUAGCAGCUAAAAAGGAGAGUGCUCUAUGGAAAACCUAUAAGGACAAUGAUUAUAGAGAAGAUGUGAAUGCUACAUCGAACAGAGCUAAUCAUGACUAUGACACAGAGGUAGCAACUAAGCUUCACUCGAAUAAGCAUAAUAAAAGAGUCACUGUGAUCUCAGAGUACUCUAAUGCCAUGCAUAAUGGAAGAGUAUUUAAGAAUCCUAGAUUUACUAGUUGUUAA